AUGUCAGGAGACAAGUUUGAAAAAGACCAUAAUCCUGCUGAGCUCUCUCUAGGCGAGUCCGACCAAGAUGAUAACGCCACCCUUUUUGGAUCAAAUGGAGACCCUCAAGGUCCUGCAGUAGCACACUUUAAUAUAAGGGAGGGAACAUUUGAUGAGAAUAACAUUUCAGUAUUGAACGGAAAUUCUGCGCAAGCAACAGAUUUGGCGAGGUCUCAAUUAUCGCAACUACAAUACAACGAGAACAGGAUAUCGUUAGAUCGCUCCAUCAAUACUGCCUCCAAUAUUUUGAGUAAUUUGCAAGCAGAGAAUAGCGUGCGUCCCAUCUACUACCCAACCAAUAUACAGGAUGAGACGUUGGACUCCAAGUUGAACUCAAAAAGCUCCAAGCUUGCUCUCAUAAGACACAACUCAGUGGGUAACUCUCAACAUUUAUUGACGGAGCAGAGAGGCUCAUCUUCUGAAACAUACAGUUUUGAACUCUUGAAAAUCAAUUUGAAAAUAGGACCUAGUUCCGAAAAUUUACUUCAAACGCUGGACAAAAGUGCUCUCUCUCAACUUUUAAACGAGAAAUUCUCGCAUAUAAAAAGACACUUGAAGUCUCUAGGGGAGAGAAUCGAUGAUACGUCCUCGAAAGUUCUGGUAACAGGGGAUUUGAACUCCGGCAAGUCUGCAUUUUGUAACGCUCUUUUGAGAAGGAAAGUGAUGCCCGAGGACCAACAGCCUUGCACAAAUGUGUUUUGUGAAAUAGUCGAUGCACGUGAUAACAACAACGGCAUUGAGGAAGUUCACGCGGUUCCUAUUGGAUCUGUCUAUCUGAAGAACGAUGAGCGAACAUACAAAAUAUUUCCUUUAGAAGAGUUGGAGCAUCUGGUUUAUCAAAGUGAACAUUACUCGCUUUUGAUAGUGUAUGUGACAGAUAAUCGGCCGGUGAAUCAGUCACUGCUCAAAAAUGGAGUCAUCGAUAUUAAGCUCAUAGAUGCACCAGGGCUCAAUUUAGAUUUUUAUCAUACCACACAGGUGUUUUCCAGACAAGAGGAAAUUGAUUUGGUCGUUUUUGUGGUGAAUGCCGAAAACCACUUUACCUUAUCUGGCAGGGAAUUUAUCUCCAGUGCGACAAAUGACAAAAACUUGAUCUUCAUUGUUGUCAACAAAUUUGACAAUAUCAGAGAUCAGAACAAAUGUAAGCGCAAGAUUAUGGACCAGGUUCACAGUCUGUCCCCAGAAACGUAUAAAAAUUCAAGCAAUUUCGUGCAUUUCGUUUCUUCCAGAGAAAUGAUCAAUCAGAAUCCCGGUGGUGAUGGUCCAGAUGGAAAUCCCGAUGAUGGAGAUGGCCCUCAUUCUCCCGAUUUUGACCAUUUAGAAGCUUCAUUGCGAAAAUUCCUCGUCGAAAAAAGAUCACUGUCCAAGCUUCUUCCUGCAAAAAACUAUCUCGUGAAACUCUACUCUGAUCUCAUUGAACUCUCUCAGAUCAAUGAAAAACUAUACAACGAAAGCAAGAUAGGCGCAGAGAAUGAGCUAAAGGAACUUGGACCUCAAUACGAUGAAAUCCUGCAAUUAUCAGCUAAGACAAACGAAAAGGUAUCAAGGUUAAUAGAGUCUGUGUCCUCUGAAGUUUACACAAAUUCGCGCGAUCAAAUAAAUCGAAUCAUUAACGAAGUGGAUCAUUUGAGCCUUGGUAUCAAAUUUGAAGGAUACUCCAAUAUCACUGAAUUUGCUCGACAGGUUCAGGAAGGAAUCAUAGGAAAGAUAUUGGAGGUAGUUAGUUCGGCUGAGGAACAUGCUCGUAACGAAACCAGUUCUGCCAUCGAUGAAAUCAAAAGAUUAGGAGUUCAAGCUCUCGGAGAAGGUAGUUUGCCUAACACAAGAUUCAUCCCUAGUUCGAUGUACUCGAAGAAAAAGGACAACUUGCAGCGCCAUAUUGAGAAUGAAGUUUCACUGUUUGACUUUGUUGACCCUAAUUUCGAAAGUUUUUGCAAGAUUUGCGGUAUCACUAUUCCUGAUUCGAGAACGAACUUACUCAUAGGCUUGACUGCCAAUAAACUCUGGGCAGGUGGUUUAUCGAGUAUGGCUAUUUUAUACGGACCUCAGGUUAUAUCGACUGUCACGGGGAUUGCUUCCAUAUCUAAUUACAUCCCUAAAUUUGUCGUUACUAAAGUUGUGCCAGGGACCUUGAUUGGAAUUGCAAUUGGAAUGCCGUUGUACUAUCUCUAUAAGGAUGCUCCUUACGCCUACCAAAGAAAUGUUGUGAAGAAAAUCAAAAGGAAAAUCGAGUCCGAAGAUUAUCAACACUUGAAUUCGCUGCGUAUAUCGAAGGAGGUGCGCAAAGUCUUGAAUUACCCUGCAAAGGACAUUUCAAAUGCUUUUGCAACCACAAUUGAGAAGCAGUCCUUGAGACGUUCGAAAAUUUUGAGCGAUCUGAAGACCAGUGAGAUCAGUUUAUCUUUCUACCGGGAAUUGACGAAACAGGUGAAAGAGCAAUAUCAGAUCGUGCAGUCUUUUGAUUUGGAAUCUGUUCAUACUGUCAAUUAGCGUGUAUAUACACAAAAUCGC
Messenger RNA from Ogataea polymorpha, 2550 nucleotides. RefSeq lists its product as uncharacterized. Gene Ontology annotation, cellular component: mitochondrial outer membrane. The record is from RefSeq and is a predicted model, not a curated record. Gene Ontology annotation, biological process: mitochondrial fusion. The coding region runs from base 1 to 2529 and encodes 842 amino acids. NCBI's taxonomy places the organism in Eukaryota, Fungi, Ascomycota, Pichiomycetes, Pichiales, Pichiaceae. The transcript is spliced from 2 exons. Gene Ontology annotation, molecular function: GTPase activity; GTP binding.